UUAGAGAGUGUUUUUAGUGUGCCAGAGCACUAAACAUGGGACUGUGCUGCCCUCACGUCCUCCUGCUGCUCUUUCUGCAGGCUCUGCGAGCGUUGGCUGAAGGCUCAGAUGAACACCUGGUGUGUCUUUGUGAAGGCCCAAAAUGCCCUCAGGCCACAGAGUGCCACGGCUCUCGCUGCUUCUCCUCUGUUAUAGUCCUGAGCGACGGAAUUGUGUUUGAGCGCGGCUGUUUAAAUGAACCCAAUAAAGUCCAACUCCAUUGCUCCACACCUCCAUCUACCAAACAAGCCAUCGUCUGCUGCGCACAGGACAGAUGUAACAGCAACACCACCGUUAGCUUCCUGAAGUCUUUCCUGCCAUCAGCUCCAGAAGGUCAGCCAGUGCGAUAUCGCGUGGAGAUGUUUGCGCUCUUUGUACUGGGCCCUGUGGUGGUUCUGGUUCUGCUGUCUGUGGUGUCGGUGCUGGCCUGCAGGAGGCUCCACCACGGUCGACUUCAGAGGCUGCAGGAGUUUGAUCCUGAGCAGGGAGCCAUAGACGGCCUCAUCUCCUCCAACGUGGGGAACAGCACUUUAGCGGACCUCUUGGAUCAGUCGUGUACAUCAGGCAGCGGCUCAGGCCUUCCCUUCCUUGUUCAGAGAACUGUAGCCAGACAGACCAGUCUGCUGGAGUGUGUGGGUAAGGGCCGGUAUGGCGAGGUGUGGCGAGGCCAGUGGCAGGGCGAGAACGUGGCGGUGAAAAUCUUCUCCUCCAGAGAUGAAAAGUCUUGGUUCAGAGAAACGGAAAUCUACAGCACGGUGCUGCUGCGGCAUGAAAACAUACUUGAGUUCAUGGCGUCGGACAUGACUUCUCGUAACUCCAGCACCCAGCUGUGGCUGAUCACCCACUACCACGAGAACGGCUCGCUGUACGACUACCUGCAGCGGGUCGCCGUCGAGACGUCGGAGGGCCUGGCCAUGGCGGCGUCUGUGGCGUGCGGGCUGGUGCACCUGCACACAGAGAUCAUCGGCACGGAGGGAAAACCCGCCAUCGCACACCGAGACCUGAAGAGCAAAAACAUCCUGGUGACCAAGGAGCUGCGCUGCUGCAUCGCAGACUUAGGGCUGGCCGUGACCCACACGCAGGCAGACAACCUGCUGGAUGUGGGCAACAACCCCAAGGUUGGCACCAAGCGCUACAUGGCACCCGAAGUGUUGGAUGACAGCAUUCAGACGGACUGCUUCGAUGCCUACAAGCGGGUCGACAUAUGGGCCUUCGGACUGGUGCUGUGGGAGAUAGCGAGGCGGACGUACAGUAACGGUAUCGUAGAGGAGUACAAGCCUCCGUUUUACGAUCAGGUGCCAAACGAUCCGAGCUUCGAGGACAUGAAGAAGGUGGUGUGUGUGGAGCAGCAGAGACCCUUCAUUCCCAACCGCUGGUUCUCAGAUCCUACUCUCUCUGCUUUGGUGAAGCUGAUGAAGGAGUGCUGGUACCAGAACCCGUCUGCCCGACUCACAGCGCUCCGCAUCAAGAAGACCCUGGACAAGAUUCAGAGCUCUCUGGAGAAAGGCAAGGAGUCGUGAGAGGAAGAGGAGCCGUCUCGGGUGCAGGGAGACCUGAAGCUCCUCCUCUUUUAUUCUCUGUGGUUGCCUUCCACUGACUUCCCUCUGAUCGACUUGAAGAUGUACAGACAUCCAUCAGUUCCCACUCAUCUGACUGUUCGGGAGCAUUUCCAUUUCCAAUCUUUGGCCUUUUUCACACCAAAAACAAUUAUCCAGAUCUCAGCUUCGUGCUGCAGAAAGACAAUCAAAUGCUCUCCACUCACUUAGCUUUACAUGCCAACCGUCGCUAUAAAACCUUCUGUUACAAAAGGAAAAGAGCCAAUAAAAACAAAUUUGGGUUUUAAAUAUUUUCUUUUUUUAAAUACUAUAAUAUUUAUGUGUUGAACGGUCACUGCUGCCACACUACUGAGGAUAAAUGGAAGACGGGAGAGCUGGACUGAUGAGGAUGAACUCUCCUGUCGUCGUGUAGGAAUUUAUUUACUGGAAAAGAAAAAACACUACAGGCACAUUUUUAAAGCUGGUUUGUGUAGAAAUAGCACACUUUAAGUAUGAAUUUGUUUGCAUAUGAAACCAACAUAUCCUGCGUGUCUGUCGGAACAAAGACUCGGCACACGCAGAAAGGAAUCAAGUCAGACUUGUUUGUGUGAAAAGACGAACUUGGAUCUGUAUGUAUGUCUGUGUGUCUGCAGCACGCCGGAUCUGGUUCCAGUUCUGCUGCUUUGUUCAAGCCGAACAAUGAGAAUCAGAGAAUCCAACUUCAUGUGGAAACUUUUAUUGAAGAUUGGUUUCAACACAAAAAAGUGCUGGCUUUGCUUUAUUGAAAAAUGUUGCUUUUUUUAUAUGUAAUAAAACAUUAACUGCA
Messenger RNA from Oryzias melastigma (Indian medaka), 2400 nucleotides. RefSeq names its product activin A receptor, type 1 like (gene acvr1l). Lineage: Eukaryota; Metazoa; Chordata; Actinopteri; Beloniformes; Adrianichthyidae. Gene Ontology annotation, molecular function: transforming growth factor beta receptor activity, type I; ATP binding; SMAD binding. Gene Ontology annotation, biological process: heart development; cellular response to growth factor stimulus; transforming growth factor beta receptor signaling pathway. Gene Ontology annotation, cellular component: BMP receptor complex; plasma membrane. The record is from RefSeq and is a predicted model, not a curated record.